Messenger RNA from Dovyalis caffra, 645 nucleotides. The record is from the annotation of a GenBank genome assembly. Lineage: Eukaryota; Viridiplantae; Streptophyta; Magnoliopsida; Malpighiales; Salicaceae.
AUGGAAGAACAAGAAGAAGCGACGGGCGUUGAAAUUGAUGAACGACGAGUCGUAGGAGAUGAAGAUGUUUUGCGAUUUAUGGAUUCCGCAGAUGGCUACUUGACUCUGUUAGAUUCCUUAUCUUCUACUCUUCGCCAGGGAUGGCUGGAUUUAGCGAUUGCUCGGCAUUCGAUGGGAGCUUCAAGAAUCAAUGGUGCUAUAUUGGACCAUAAAUUGCACUCUGCUGCCACUUCAGUUCAAGUAGACCAAGAAGAUGUUGAUUCCUUGGAGGGGCAACCCCGGUUUAUCUUGCAUAAAUGGGCAUCGGUGGGUGAUGGAAAACAGUGUUAUGAGGAGCAGGAAUGGAAAGAGGAUAAGUUGCUAGGGAAAUCUGGCAGUUUACAGCUCCGACAUCGUGGCGAUUCCCAGCUUUAUGAAGAAAAACCCUUUGAGAAUGGAGCUGAACUUGAUGUUGAUGACCAAGUCCAAAAGGAGCGAGCAAAAUCAUUGUCUAUGUUUGGGACUCUGGUUUCCCCAAAGCUUCGAGCUGCCCAGUUAUCGUUUGAGACAGCACUGGAGAUGCUUGUGGAAAUAGCAAACAUGCGAUCGGCGAUGCUAUCCUCAUUUGAUAAAGUCCACAAAGAACUAGAUCACCAAAAAGGAUGA